GUUCGCUUCCCUUUGACUCGCUGCUUUACACUUUAAUUGUCUUUUUCUUUCCCCUGUCGUUGCGUUUCUCGUCGAAGGUUCUCACCGAUUCGAUCACCUAUCAUUGGCGUGUUCCUUAACAUAUAACUCCCUUCAUCGUGUUACCUCGAGCUGCCACGAGACGUGCGCAGCUCACUGUCACGACGUCUUCCACAAAGCGCCGUAAGGUAGCAGAGCCUCGCAGACCAGGAACCCUUCCGGGUUUGUCGUUUGCCUCGCAGGCCGGAAGACGUCACGGACACCACAACUCCGAUACAACCUCGUCCUCGCCACCAAACCCUCGUCCGUCCUCCGACCCUAGUGCGACACAACGCCAAGGCUCUUCCUCUCCUCCGCAACGUUAUAUCCCCGCCCAUUUGCAGGAGGAAGUGCUUGGGGCCAGAUCUACCCCGGAUUCCGCUGGUCCCAUCGACCUCCCAUCCGCAGCUUGCGCUGGACUCUCUCUCGCCAGCGAUCCGCCCACAGAUAUGUCUGGUUCCGAUCAGAGAGAUGGUAGUGCUCCGCCCGCUGGGCGUGACAUCCGCUCAGCAUCCCCCGGCGUGAAGCGGGCGGCUCCCGAUGCCGAACAAGAUGUGGAUAUGGAUUUGGGCCCGACCGAGAAGGAGUCCCAGUCGGACAAGAUGGAUACAACCGGAACGGAGGACGACGAUUCUACUUCAAACGAUGUUUCCGGGUCUGACAACGUCUAUCCCUCCCCCUCUAGCAUGUCGACUUACACCGCCUCUACCGCGACCAGGGCUCAUUCCAAGGCCCUGUCUUUCACCACAUCCGAGCGACCAUCCUACGAUGACCAGGUCGCGAAAGUAACGUGUUUCAUGAUGCAGCCCCUAAUGGAAGGACAGAAGGGAUAUGUUGUGUCGAUGGCAUGGCUAAAGCGGGUGCUCUCUAGGAGCUCUACUCAUGCAGACAAAACGGACAAGACUGCUACAGAAGGAGAGGUUGGUCCGGUGGACAAUUCUGACUUGGUUCUAGUCACGGAUCCUGCGAAUGCAUCCUUCAAAGACGAAAAGGGAGAGCCCUUUGUACCCUUGCGCCCAGGUUUGCAGAUGAGCGAAGACUUCGAGAUUAUACCUCAAGAAGGAUGGGAUCUGAUCAUGCAGUGGUACGGUUUGGCAGAUCAGUCACCAGCCAUUGUUCGCUACGCCCAUGACACCAACGUUGGCGGGGAUUCCGAGAACAUCCAGUAUGAGAUUAAUCCGCCAAUUUUUACGAUAUUAAAACUUUCUCGCCUGUCCGCGGGCACUACUCCCCAGUCCCUGAGGGAGAAAAACAUGAAGCCCGUGCGGAUUCUGGCUAGCAGGCACUCCAACUUCCAGAAGUGGCUGAAGGAAGCUAAAACAAGGGCCAACAUCGAUAUGCCGACUAAAGUUCGUGUUUGGAGAAUUUUGGGCGGUUUGGGCAGCGCAACAGCAUCUGCUGCAAUGACCCCAGCUGCAUCGCGAAGCGCUUCACCGGCGCCUGCAGCGUCGAUCGUCGCCAAUGCCGGUAACAGUCUCGUGAUCGAUCUCAACACUUUCCUCUCGCUGUCCGAGGGUGCCCAGAGGGAGUUGUUUGAGGACGCUAAGGAUCAGACCGCCAACCCUAAUUAUAACGGUCGGAUGACAUUGGAUCUUGCUGGACUUGGCGGUAGCGAUGUCGUGGUGCUAGAGGAACGUAUACCCGGUGGGGAGUGGGUCUCAGAGGCGUCCAAGCAGACACUUAAUCGCCUUGGUGUUCCCUCGGGUAGUCUCAAGAAUGGUGCUUCCUCUAAGCUGAAGAACAAGAGCCCUACCGCCAGUGGCCGAUCGUCUCCAGUACCGGAGCCUGUUAGGGGACGACGGAAAGAUGGGAAGCCUCGCGGCUGCACGGGUCUAAGCAACCUUGGAAAUACGUGCUACAUGAACUCUGCCUUGCAGUGCGUACGAAGCGUUGAGGAGUUGACCUAUUACUUCUUAAAUGACGUUUAUAAGCAGGAUCUUAACCCCAGCAACCCGCUGGCUCACAACGGUGAUGUAGCGAAGGCGUAUGCAAAUUUGUUGCGUAUGAUCUAUGACGAAGCAGGCCAGUCCUCCUUUGCUCCCAGGCAGCUGAAACACACAAUUGGCCGCUACGGCCCAGCAUUCUCUGGUUAUGGACAGCAGGACUCCCAAGAAUUUCUGCUUUUCCUUCUUGAUGGGCUACAGGAGGAUCUGAACAGGAUCCUUAAGAAGCCCUACAUCGAGAAACCCGACUCCACAGAUGAAAUGGUUCAUAAUAAGGCGGCACUUACUGAGUUCGCGGACAAAUGUUGGGAUAUUUAUAAAGCUCGUAACGAUUCUGUGAUCACAGACCUCUUCGCUGGGAUGUACAAAUCAACUCUUGUUUGCCCUGCCUGCGACAAGGUCAGUAUCAUCUUCGACCCUUUCAACAACCUCACGCUCCAACUUCCCAUCGAAAAUCUCUGGGGUAAAGAGGUAUUCUACUUCGGUCUACACAAGAAACCAGUUCGGUUUGAUGUAGAGAUCGACAAGAAUUCUAGUGUCAAAUCCUUAAAGGAAUUAGUCGCCAAGAAGCAAGGCACCGAUCCUGAACGCCUGAUCAUGGUCGAGAUCUUCAAGCGCAAGUUCUACAGAAUGUUUGAUAACACGAGCUCCAUUGCUGAGUGUCAAAUUUCUGGCAACGACGAAAUCGCUUUCUUUGAAGUCGAGUCCGUGCCGACCAAUUACAAUCCGGAUAAGCCCCAGAAGAGUUAUUUCUCCUUCAGCAGGUCGGAUCAAGAGGAGAUCCCAAAUAUUGACUCCCCGAAGGCUGACCGUAUUCUGGUGCCUAUUUUUAACCGCGUGGACCGGUCAAAGUCAAAACGAGAUCUUUUUGGUGUGCCCUCGUACAUUGUUGUCACUCGGGAGGAGGCUUAUGAUUUCGAUGCCAUCUAUGGCAAGGUCCUUGCUGGGGCGGCCACGAUGACCACCCGUGACUUUUUGAACGAGGAGGUUCUCGGCGAAGAUCAGCAAGAGGCAACUCAGGAAGACUCAGAUACUGUUGUCAUGAACGACGACGACGCCCAGUCUGCCGAUUCCAAGAUCAAGACAUCUUCGGUGGACGGCGAAGAUGGUAUGGUGGAUGUGUCCAUGCGCGAUGCAGACUCUGCCUCCCAGACUGGCGCUGCGCGCUCUGAAGGCUCUAUCCCUGCUCGAUUUCGGGACAUGUUCGAACUGAAGAUAAUGAAGGGUAACGAGCCAGUGCCCCUAGGCUGGUCUUCGGUAGAAGACAACAAGGAAUACCCCAAGAUGUCGUUCCGUAUAAAGACGAAGCCAGUUACUCCACCAGAGGAGUCCGAAGAACCAUCCGACCCUGCAGAUUCGAAGGCUGCUGAGAGUGGAUCAGCUUCGGGUAGUGAUGCCGAUAACUCUCCAGAUGUUUCUCGCACCCCAGCCCCAGUUGCCAGAGUUCAGAUUCGACCCUUGGUUCGACCAGGCGAGGGACUCGUUGUUGACUGGAAUGAAGAGGUCUAUGACGCUCUUUUUGGCGGUAGUAAGAAAGACCGAGAUCCCCUUCGCGGCCUGCCAACAUGGCAGGACGUUGAGCGGGUAAAUGACCCCGAGCUGAAUAAGCGACGUCAACUCCGCCAAACCCGCAAGAAGAGGGGCGUCACCCUUGAAGAGUGUUUAGAUGAAUUCAACAAGGAGGAAAUACUUUCCGAGAACGAUGCUUGGUACUGUCCACGCUGCAAGGAACAUCGCCGAGCUAGCAAGAAGUUCCAGCUAUGGAGGACACCUGAUAUCCUUGUCAUGCACCUCAAGAGAUUCAGUGCUAGCCGCGGUUUCCGGGAUAAGUUGGAUGUGCUCGUUGACUUCCCUGUGGAAGGACUCGAUAUGAGUGGCAGAGUAGAAGCUCCUGAAGAGGGUAAGAGCUUAGUCUAUGACCUUUUCGCGGUUGAUAACCACUACGGUGGUCUGGGAGGUGGUCACUAUACUGCAUAUGCCAAGAACUUUUUUACUGGCCAGUGGAACGAGUACAACGACUCGAGUGUCUCACGACCUAUUGACCCCCAAAGUGUGGUAACCUCGGCUGCCUACCUCCUCUUCUACCGCCGUCGGUCCGAUCGCCCGCUCGGUGGUAAGAUCCUUGAGGAAAUUACUGAGUCAUCUACCCGACCGGCGAGUGAGGCUGGCUCGCCGAGCGAAUCUCGUGGGCAAUCUCCGUCGGGGGACGGUCGGCGUCUCGGCGGCUCAUCCCACAAUGGGUCGUCGAGCGUCUUAACCGGAGUCGGAGCAGCUCACCAGGAGGGAGAUGGUGGUUCGCGAACCGGAACCCAAGCGAAGAACGGGGAUGAGGCCGCGCCCCCUGGAUACAACAAUCGUCCCGCUUCUAGGGAGAAGAGCGUUGGGAAAGAACACCGACUGGAAGAUGACCACAGCGCUACCGGGAUCCACCUCUGAUGACGAUGACCUGCUCGACGACGACGCUAGUAACCAGGCAGUUGGUGGAGGCGACUUUAGCGAUUCGGACCUACGGCUGGCGUCUUUAGCGGACAGCCCCGGAGAUCACGGUGCGGUAUACCCCGGGACCCCAAUGGAAGAGACUCCCAUUCAGGAUAUCCAUCCUCCGUUGGAUGCAGAUGACGACGACGACGAGCUACCCGUUGUGGAGCUACGAGUGAACGAUGAAGACCGGAUAGUGCCUGAAUAGACAGGCAUAUUCUGUUUUGGAAACGCGACAUGAACGAUACUGGUACUCUGUUCGCUUUGUCGGCGACAUCAUGAUGCUCCCUGUGUGGCUGAUGAUCUCAAUGAAGGAGUCUAUGGUCUUAUUAUAAUUACACUUUCUUUUCGUUUUUGUUUUGAAGAAUUCCCUAUGCAGGUCCCUGUAUAGGGACUGCGUUUUCCAUAACUCGGAGGUGGCAUCUUCGGUGGGUUUGUUGCAUAUUGUGAAGAGAAUAUGGACGGCGGGAUCAAGCUGUCCUUGCAUUUACAUUUUGAUUAUUGAGGAGGACCUCUUUUCGAGCCUCGACACCGUGUUCUAAAAGCAUUUAUUUUGCCGGUCAUGGUAGAGCAGCAUGGCUGCAUUGCAUGAAGAUAUGCAUUCGUUUUCUUC
Molecule: messenger RNA, 5091 nt
Organism: Aspergillus pseudonomiae
Lineage: Eukaryota; Fungi; Ascomycota; Eurotiomycetes; Eurotiales; Aspergillaceae
Product: putative ubiquitin-specific protease UBP12
Exons: 5
Coding region: 507-4436 (1309 amino acids)
Biological process (GO): protein deubiquitination
Molecular function (GO): cysteine-type deubiquitinase activity
Source: RefSeq, a predicted model, not a curated record